AUGGAUGCUGAUGUUGACUUCCCGAUGCACCUGACUCCUGGUUCUGGCGACCUACGAAAUCUCUUGUUUGACUGGCUCGCGGCUGCCCGAGGACCCAAAAAACACUUGAAGCGUCUCGCUGCACCCUCAUCAUGGAUGCUUGACAAACUGAGCGGUACAUACGCUCCUCGUCCUUCGCCUGGUCCCCACAAGCUCCGCGAAUGUCUCCCUCUUACGAUCUUCCUCCGCAAUAGGCUGAAGUAUGCUCUGACCGGCAAGGAAGUCACGUCGAUCGUCAUGCAGCGCUUGAUUAAGGUCGACGCAAAGGUCAGGACUGACCCCACAUAUCCUGCUGGCUUCAUGGAUGUCAUCUCGAUUGAGAAGUCCGGCGAGCACUUCCGUCUACUCUACGAUGUCAAGGGUCGCUUUACCAUCCACCGCAUCACUCCUGAGGAAGCUACCUACAAGCUCCUUAAGGUCCGCAAAAUGGCCAUUGGUAACAAGGGUGUUCCAUACAUCGUCACACACGACGGCCGCACGAUCCGCUAUCCUGACCCUGCCAUCAAGGUGAACGACACCGUGAAGUUCGAUCUCGAACAGGGUAAGAUCGUGGACUUUGUGAAAUUUGACACCGGCAACAUCGUCAUGAUCACCGGUGGUCGCAACAUGGGUCGUGCUGGUGUGAUUGUCCACCGUGAGAAGCACAUUGGUGGAUUCGAUAUCGUCCAUGUGAAAGAUUCUUUGGAUCGGACAUUCGCGACGCGGAUCUCUAACAUUUUCGUUCUUGGAGAGGGCAUCAAGCCAUGGAUAUCCCUGCCUAAAGGCAAGGGUACCAAGCUUACCAUCACCGAGGAGCGCGACGUCAGGAGGAGACAGCGGGCGGCUGAGCAGUAA
Fibroporia radiculosa is the source of this 873-nucleotide messenger RNA. RefSeq lists its product as uncharacterized. Gene Ontology annotation, molecular function: structural constituent of ribosome; RNA binding. Gene Ontology annotation, cellular component: ribosome; cytosolic small ribosomal subunit. Lineage: Eukaryota; Fungi; Basidiomycota; Agaricomycetes; Polyporales; Fibroporiaceae. Gene Ontology annotation, biological process: translation. The record is from RefSeq and is a predicted model, not a curated record. The transcript is spliced from 5 exons. Bases 1 to 873 code for a protein of 290 amino acids.